UAAUUAUGUGAAAAGAAAAAUGUCAUGAUGGUGUGUGUGUGUGAUGUAUCCUGAAUAUGAACUAUACUCAUGCCACUACAAAAGAAAUCGCUACAAGAGUUGUUAAUGGGCCUCCUGUCUCAUGAGGCUAAGUUCAGUAGAAAUUAAAUAAAUUCGCGAAUUGAGCACGCAACCACAGAUGGCACGAUCGAUAAGUCGGCGAAAUGUCGUUCGUGAAUUAUUAUUACUUACUAAUUUGAUUUAGGUACCUUAGUCUGAAAUUUAUUGAUGAGUGCAAAUCAUUCUUAGAAAUGACAAAGUUGAAAUGCGACCUUCUCUUGAUCAUUAAUAUUAAACAAAAUCUUUACUGCAUUACUGAAAAUAUCAUCACGACAUAUUUUUAACGUUCAUUUAAUUUCACGAUUGUUUCCAAUCGUUGUCUCAUUUCUUUUGUUGACGACAAUGAAGACAUCGCAGUUUUAUAUUAGCCUCGGAUAUUUAUAAAAGCUGUUUGUUUGAAGUUUAAUCGCGUCUGUUAUUUUGGGGAGCGAGUAGAUUUGCGAAGUCAAACCGUUGUCUAACGAUUGGGCACGGCAGGCUGUCACGCGACCGCGACACGCCGUUCAACCCGCACUGGGAUUCAUUUUUACCAAGUCAACUAUAAUAAUUAGGUGGCAGAAGAUUUGUGUAGGUAUAUGAGUACGUGAGUGAUCGCGUGUGUCCGCAGUAGACUGAACGCCGCGUACGCCGGUAGCGGUUGCGUAGUUUUUCUCGUGGCGCGUCACAGGGUGAGAUCGGAAGCGAAGGUUGCGCCCGUGACCGCGCCCGCCGCGCCGCCGCCGCGCAGUGUCGCUCCGCGCUCGCUGCUCCUCGGACCUCGACCCGCGGGAGGUCGCGUCCUGCUGCGACGGUGAAGUGAUGUGCGCGUAGCCGACGAUGUGCCCCCGGCGAGUGAGUGUUGUGAGAUGCACGCGAGGUGACCGCCCGCGCCGGCCCGCGCGACCGUAGCCAUGUGGACUCUGCUGCUGCACACCCUGGCCCUUGUCGCUCUCGGCGGAGGGGCCACCUUCACCCCCAACAAGGAACUGCUCGAGUGCGCGAGCCAGAUCCUGUACAUGGACCAGCAUAUCUACCAGAUACCAACAAACUACAAUAGGAACAUUCCGCCUGGGAAAAACACCACCGUGUACAUAGGUGUGAACGUCAACAGGGUGUCCGGAGUUGAUGAGAACAAAGGGGAGAUAACAUUGGACAUUUUCCUGCAAGUAUCAUGGGAGGAGCAUCGGUUACACAUUCCGAAGAACACGCCGUUCAUCGACCUGCCAUGGGAGUACCGGCAGCUGAUCUGGACGCCGGACCUGUACAUCUGGCAGCUGCAGACCAUGAGGAUCCUCUCCGUGCUCCAGGAGAUGGCGUCACUUAGGCUGUAUUCCAAUGGCACCGUCUCAGUCAGUAUUGGUGCUACCAUCACAAUCAAGUGCGAGAUGGACUUCGUUCUGUAUCCAUUGGACGUGCAGAAUUGUGCAAUAGACUUCAGUAGUUAUAAGUACACAACACAAGACGUUCGGUUCGAGUGGCGUGACGUGGCGUCGUGGUUGGGCCUGGGUCUGAUUAGCGAGCAACGCAGCCACUUCCGACUCCCCAAAUACGUUGUGACGUUCGUCACGGACAAAAGUAAACAUAUUCGCAAUUUUGGUGAAGGCGAGCACUCAGCAGCUCGUCUGCAAAUCAAACUAUCCAGAGAGCUCCGGAGCUAUCUCCUGGAGAGCUACCUGCCUUCCUCCCUGUUCGUGAUCAUCUCCUGGGGCAGCUUUUGCGUCAUCCCGGAGAUCGUGCCGGGUCGAAUGGUGCUGUUAGUGACCACGCUGCUCUCGCUGGUCACCAUGUUUGACACAGUCAGCACAAAUUCUCCAGAUGCACUCGAGCUGAAGUGCAUAGAAGUUUGGCUGAUCUCGUGCACUUUGUUCGUGUUCUUCGCACUCCUGGAGUACUUCGUCGUGCUGUUUGGAAUUCGGUACGACAAGAACUGGAGCAGGCGACGGCAGGACCUAAGAAGAGCGGCCUCAGCUGCCCAGCUCGCGCCGCCGCCCUUACAUAUCAACCACUCACAGAGGUUAAGCACCCCUGUGACGGGUACACCGCAAGGCGGUGUCUUCUCCCCGCAACUAAGCGUCGAGGACGAAGGCCUAAAACAACAGUUCUCCCACCAGACCAUCCAAAGGGAUUCCCCCAUUUUGGAGGCAAUGGCCAGUGGUGAUCGGCCGACUGGCGCCAUGGCGCGUAUGUCGGCGAUGGUGUAUGACGGCGUCAUGUUCUGUGGCGCCCAACAUGGUACACUAGACCGUAUCGCCCUUAUUCUAUUCCCAGUAGGUUUCUUCCUUUUCAAUAUCAUCUACUGGACAACAUACCUCAGUGAAGCGUCACGAGAUAAAUAAGUGCCGGAGAAGUUCCUGUGAAUGUGACUUAUACUUUGCAAUAUCACAGACGAGAUGUGAUUAUAGUGCCUCAGACUUUGUAAUAUAUUUAUGUAAAUAUUAGACAAUUGCUAGUCUACUUACGGAUAGUAGUGUGACCCUUUGAGCGUUAUUAAUUAUUUAUAAGAAAUCAUCAAGUAUUUAGAUUUAAAAGAACAAGCACAUGCUGUGUCUACAUCAGCAACAAGAUCGUGUGAACAACGCUUUACCAAACUGAAAGUUGCUACGUUUGUCGCUGAUGGGCAAGGAAUAAGUAGGUACCAUGUAAUAAUCACGAUACCUUAACAUUUAUGGGACUUACCAAUGCUUUGGCCAUACCUAUGGAAUAAGGACAGAUUUACUAAUAUGAUUACCUAGGCUAUGGUUUAACACUAAAUUCAAAACUUAUUAAAGUUUCAAUAUCUAAAUCUAGCGUACCUACUGGCUAACAUAUCAGAACGAAAAUGUGAUAAAUAUUUUAUUUGAUUAUUUUCGUAUUUUAAAAUUACACAAAUUGUUAUUAGAAUACCUACCUAAUUAGUGGGCUGAGUGGGACCAUAACUUAGCUUGGUAAUAUUUAAAAAUAUUAACUCAAAAGAUGCCUUUUCUUUUAAAAUGUUUAUUUUAAAAUAUCUAUUGUGAAUUUUAAUGUUCGACGUAAACAUUUACUCAUCAAUUAAGAUGUGUGAUGUCGUUUACUGUACUAGGUACAUUUUAUUACCAACUUUAUAUCAUGGUAACAGACCCCAUAGUGAUUAUUAAUAAAUACCUAAAUGGUUAAGCUUUUAAAGUUAACUAAUUAAAAUACAAACGCCUUCAUAGUUCUAAGAUCAGUUCAUUAAAUAUAAGAUUUUGAAAUGUAGUGCUUAUUUUGCAAUCACAUUUCUAUAAAAUGUAAUUCCUUUGAUAAUAAGUGAUAGAAAACUUUAAAAAAUUAUGUCAUAGGCGAAUUACUUCUAUGAGAAAUGUAAUUAUUGAAAGCAUUAUCAAGCCAUCGGCCCAUAUUACAGAAAGAAACUCAAAACUCGUUUUAAGCAGAUCCAAGAUCCGUUGAAUUUAAGUGAAUAAGAGCAAACACUAAAAAGCUCCAGAUUAAAACUAGUUUUAGUUAGUUUCGUACCUAAUCAAGCCUUAAAUUACUACUCCAGUGAUUAUCCUUUUGAGUGAUUUCAGUACCUCUAGCACGAAAAAUUACGUCUUCGAAUCGUUUGCGUAUUCGACAAAAUUCGAUACCUAGCCUUCGAAUUCAACGAUAACGUGACGAUAUCGAUUGUAAAAAAUAAUUUCGUGCUAUCAUUUCCCAUACUUAGUUUCACGUCACGUUCACAGGGGCGCUGUUUAUGUUUUCAUACUAAAUCUUUUGAUGGCGAUUCUAAUACGCAAACAAUUCGAAAUUCGAAGUCAAAAGUUUUUGUG
Molecule: messenger RNA, 3848 nt
Organism: Ostrinia furnacalis (Asian corn borer)
Lineage: Eukaryota; Metazoa; Arthropoda; Insecta; Lepidoptera; Crambidae
Product: glycine receptor subunit alpha-3
Exons: 10
Coding region: 990-2414 (474 amino acids)
Biological process (GO): monoatomic ion transmembrane transport
Cellular component (GO): membrane
Molecular function (GO): extracellular ligand-gated monoatomic ion channel activity; transmembrane signaling receptor activity
Source: RefSeq, a predicted model, not a curated record